UCAGUGACCAUGCUGAGAAAAAGAGUCUAAAUUUCUAUGACUUUGCACUUUCACAUGUCAUGUGCCAUAGAUGAUUUCUCUCUUUGGUUUGGUUUGGCUGUCGUGAAAGUCUUUAUGUCAAGAAUUGUGUGAUCAAAAUGUCUUUGGUAAUCCCAGACAAGUUUCAACACAUUCUUCGUAUCCUCGGUACUAAUAUCGAUGGAAAGAGGAAUGUUAUGUUCGCUCUCACUGCCAUCAAAGGAGUGGGUCGCAGAUACUCAAAUAUUAUCCUAAAAAAAGCCGAUGUCGACUUGACGAAAAGGGCUGGAGAAUGUACCGAUGAAGAAGUCGAAAAGAUCAUUACUAUUAUGUCUAAUCCAAGACAGUAUAAGAUACCUGACUGGUUCUUGAAUAGACAGAAGGAUAUUGUUGAUGGUAAAUACUCUCAGUUGACAUCAUCAGCUCUAGAUUCCAAACUUCGUGAAGAUUUGGAAAGAAUGAAGAAAAUCCGUGCACACAGAGGUCUUCGUCACUACUGGGGUCUCAGAGUACGUGGUCAACACACAAAAACUACUGGUAGACGUGGUAGAACAGUGGGUGUAUCUAAGAAGAAGUAAUUCGUUACUGUAUAUGUAAGAAAUAAAAUUUCUAAAAAACA
Molecule: messenger RNA, 637 nt
Organism: Coccinella septempunctata (seven-spotted ladybird)
Lineage: Eukaryota; Metazoa; Arthropoda; Insecta; Coleoptera; Coccinellidae
Gene: RpS18
Product: 40S ribosomal protein S18
Exons: 3
Coding region: 138-596 (152 amino acids)
Biological process (GO): translation
Cellular component (GO): cytosol; ribosome; small ribosomal subunit
Molecular function (GO): structural constituent of ribosome; RNA binding
Source: RefSeq, a predicted model, not a curated record